AUGGGUUCUACCACUCCUUCCCAGCAAAAGCACAAGAUCACGGUCAUUGGCUCCGGCAACUGGGGCUGUGCCAUCGCUAAGAUCGCCGCCGAAAAUGCUGCCAGCAACCCCGGUCUUUUCGAAGAGAAGGUAGAGAUGUGGGUAUUUGAGGAGACUGUUGAAAUUCCGAAGACUUCGAAAAACUACAAUCCCUCAAACGCUGGCCCUCAGAAGUUGACUGAGGUGAUUAACACUGUCCAUGAGAAUGUCAAGUACCUUCCAGGAAUUCAAUUGCCGGUCAACUUGCACGCCAACCCGUCUCUGGAGGAUGCAGUCAAGGACAGCACAAUUCUCAUCUUCAACCUGCCUCAUCAGUUCAUCAUCAAGACCUGCGAACAGAUCAAGGGCAAGAUCCUGCCCUACGCACGUGGUAUCUCUUGCAUCAAGGGUGUCGAUGUCAACAGCACCGGUAUCCACCUCUUCUCCGAGACCAUUGGCAGAAUUCUCGGCAUUUACUGUGGUGCCCUGUCCGGUGCCAACAUCGCCAAUGAGGUUGCCCAGGAGAAGUGGUCCGAGACCAGCAUCGCUUACGAUCCCCCACACCUUGACUCCCAGGCUCCCUCCCGGUCCACCUCCACAACAGAUUUGGUGGAAUUCCAGCACAAAGAUACCUCGGGUCAAAUCUCGGAGGUUAAGCUGCAGGCCCUACCCACGUCCUACCCUCCUAUCGACCACUUCGUGCUGAAGUCGCUGUUCCACCGCCCCUACUUCCACGUCCGCGUUGUCAAUGAUGUCGCCGGUGUCUCCAUCAGUGGUGCUCUGAAGAACAUCGUUGCUCUGGCCGCUGGCUGGGUUGUCGGCAUGGGGUGGGGUGACAAUGCCAAGUCCGCCAUUAUGCGAGUUGGCCUGAUGGAGAUGGUCAAGUUCGGUGAUACUUUCUUCAGCGCUUCAAUUGACAAUCGCACCUUCACUGAUGAGAGUGCUGGUGUGGCAGAUUUGAUUACCAGUUCCAGCAGCGGUCGCAACUUCCGGUGUGCCAAGCUGAGCGUUGAGCGCAAUAUGCCCAUCGAGGAGGUCGAAAGAACCGAGCUGAACGGGCAGAAGUUGCAAGGUACUUCCACUGCUGUGGAAGUCAACAGUUUCCUCAAGAAACAAGGCAUGGAGGAGGACUUCCCUCUGUUCACUGCUGUUUUCCGUAUUUUGGAGGGUAGUAUGAAAGUUGAGGAUAUUCCCUCUUACAUUGAGCGGCCACCUCAGGCCUCACCCACACCUGCAUCUCCGAAUUCCAAGGCUGGGAAUGAAGGCGCUCGGAUCACUGCUGCACGAUUAUGA
Molecule: messenger RNA, 1311 nt
Organism: Penicillium bovifimosum
Lineage: Eukaryota; Fungi; Ascomycota; Eurotiomycetes; Eurotiales; Aspergillaceae
Product: glycerol-3-phosphate dehydrogenase family protein
Exons: 4
Coding region: 1-1311 (436 amino acids)
Biological process (GO): glycerol-3-phosphate catabolic process; carbohydrate metabolic process
Cellular component (GO): cytosol; glycerol-3-phosphate dehydrogenase (FAD) complex; nucleus
Molecular function (GO): NAD binding; glycerol-3-phosphate dehydrogenase [NAD(P)+] activity
Source: RefSeq, a predicted model, not a curated record